This is a messenger RNA of Trifolium pratense (red clover), 705 nucleotides long. RefSeq names its product probable ascorbate-specific transmembrane electron transporter 1. Gene Ontology annotation, molecular function: oxidoreductase activity. The record is from RefSeq and is a predicted model, not a curated record. Bases 1 to 663 code for a protein of 220 amino acids. Lineage: Eukaryota; Viridiplantae; Streptophyta; Magnoliopsida; Fabales; Fabaceae. The transcript is spliced from 4 exons.
AUGCCUCGUGGAUUUCAAAUUAAAGCAACUUCAGUUACUAUAUUUACACAUUUGUUAUUCAUAGCAAUAACAACACUUGUGUUAGUUUGGUUGUUCCAUUUCCGUGAAGGUGUUGCUUUCAAUUCUACGACCAAUAAAAUCAAGAUUUUUAAUCUUCAUCCACUUCUUAUGGUACUUGGGUUUAUCUUAGUAGGUGGAGAAGCUAUUGUGGCAUUCAAGUCCAUCCCUGGAAAAAGAAGUUCAGCAAAAGUGUUUCAUCUUUUACUUCAUCUAAUAGCUCUAACAUCAGGAGUUUUAGGAAUUAUUGUAAUUUUCAAAUUUAAAAAAGAAGUAGGUCUUCCUAAUAUGUUUACAUUGCACUCUUGGUUAGGCAUCUCAGCAAUCUCUGCAUUUGGUUUGCAGUAUAUAUUGGGCUUCUUUGCUUACUUCUUCCCAGGAGCAGAAACAUCUACAAGAGCUACACUUUUGCCAUGGCACAAGUUUAUAGGAAUAGUCAUCUUUUUGCUUGCAGUAGCUACAGCUGAAACUGGUUUGAUUCAAUAUUUUGAUUUUUAUCAACUCUUCAGAAACCAAGAAUCUCUAAUAGUGAAUUUCACUGGUCUAUUGCUCUUUCUGUUUUCUGUCUUUGUUGGUCUCUCUGUCAUUCUCCCAAGAAAUUACUGAUAAAAUUCACUUAUACACUGUUUUUUAUCUGUAUUUUAUGUU